Molecule: messenger RNA, 2175 nt
Organism: Anolis carolinensis (green anole)
Lineage: Eukaryota; Metazoa; Chordata; Lepidosauria; Squamata; Anolidae
Product: neuron-specific calcium-binding protein hippocalcin
Exons: 4
Coding region: 178-759 (193 amino acids)
Molecular function (GO): calcium ion binding
Source: RefSeq, a predicted model, not a curated record
AGGGAAGUGGGCAGCGCCUGUCUCCUUGGGAUGGAGCAGAGAGGGAUGCCAAGGCAGAGGCAGGAGUAGCUGGACUCAGAGGAGGAGGAGGAGGAGGAGACCCUCUCCCCAAAAGCCCAGCCUUUCCAACGCCCACCCCCCCUUUUUUCUACACCAGUAUAAGACUCCGAUCCAACCAUGGGGAAGCAGAACAGCAAGCUGCGCCCGGAGAUGCUGCAGGACCUCCGGGAGAACACCGAGUUCUCGGACUUGGAGCUGCAGGAGUGGUAUAAGGGCUUCCUGAAGGACUGUCCCACCGGGAUCCUCAACGUGGAGGAGUUCAAGAAGAUCUACGCCAACUUCUUCCCGUACGGUGACGCCUCCAAGUUCGCCGAGCAUGUCUUCCGCACCUUCGACACCAACGGCGACGGCACCAUCGACUUCCGAGAGUUCAUCAUCGCCUUGAGCGUCACCUCGAGGGGGAAGCUGGAGCAGAAGCUCAUGUGGGCCUUCAGCAUGUACGACCUGGAUGGGAACGGGUACAUCAGCCGGGAGGAGAUGCUGGAGAUCGUGCAGGCCAUCUACAAAAUGGUCUCGUCGGUGAUGAAGAUGCCGGAGGACGAGUCGACCCCGGAGAAGCGGACGGAGAAAAUCUUCCGACAGAUGGAUACCAACAACGAUGGCAAACUGUCCCUGGAGGAGUUCAUCAAAGGCGCCAAGAGCGACCCCUCCAUCGUGCGGUUGCUCCAGUGCGACCCCAGCAGCGCCUCCCAGUUCUGAGACCUCCUCCGUCCCCUUUCCGCCUGCGCGACCGACUGGUCCAAGGAGCCAGCCUCCCAGAGAAGCGGGGGAUAAGUCAAAGCACCCCCAAAACAAACCACCGCGGCAUGACAACCACCAUCCACCUCACGCGGCUCACAGGGAGGCGACCGGCUUCCCGUGCCCCCGUUGCGGAGAAACCGGACAUGUCCCCCCACUACUGCCGAGUCAAGGCACUGCCAGGGAGCCCCUUCCGUUACCCCCAAAUCCCUCCAUCCCAAACACGGUAGUUUUGUGUGAAUGCUGACCCCGCUGGGGAGGCCGAGGGGUUCCUUUUCCAGGGGACGUUGGGGUCUCCGUCUCACCCGCCAACCUCCUUGGGGUUCGGUUGCAUGUUGCUUGUGUGUCCGUACGUGUGUCCAGCACACUUCGACGACCGUGGCGGCUGCAUGCAUGCUCUGUCUGUCUCCGGUUUGUUCCAAAAUCGAGGGAGGAUUCGGGUCCAAAACAGCCCUCGAAGCCACGUCAAAGGGGUGCCAAUGUAGAAGCAAUGGGGUGAGUGAGUGCGUGUGUAUGCGUGUGUGUAUGAUGGAGAAGGUCUUGGCCCCUCUCCUUUGGCUAGUGGAGAUAUAUAUCUAUAUCUCUAUAUAUAUAUUCUGUAAAGUUAAGCACAACAUGUACAAGUUUGCAUUGUUUAUAGAGUCCAACUUCCUUCAUAGUUAUGGUUUGGCCCAGCAAAACGGACACUGUUCUGUUCUCUUUGCACAGGAUGGACUAUGUGGCCUUUAGAGGCCCCAAAGAAGAGAGGGUAAUUUGAAAACGAAUUUGAGAGCUACAAAAUGCGGGAGGUGGCUUUGUGGAUUGGAAAUGGGCUUCUUAUUUUGGACAAAACCCAUUCCUUAUACUAACAGUCCCAAUUUCGCCAGAAUUAUCCCAGUUCAUGCUCUGCCAUCUAACUUUUUUGGUUGCUUUUAAAAUGUCCCUUUUUCUCUCUCUUUACCAUUUCCUUUUGUCCUCACUUACUUUAAUGGUUGCAAACUGCUGGGAUUACAAUGGAAGGUGCUUCCAAAUAACCAUGAACAAAAUAAUCCUGUUUGAUAAUGAAUGGAGCAGAAUUGUAGUUCAAAGGAGCAAAAUAAAGGCAUUAAGACAUAAGAACCCUGCCAAUGAAAUUCCCCUUCAUCCCCUAAAUUUCUAGCAUUGCAGUGGUAGAGACCCUGAAAGUUGUUCAAACCGAGAACCCAUUUGCUGUGUUUACACUCUUUGCUUUGGAUCAUUGCUUCGACCCAAGUGAUAUUCCUAUGUGAACAAUAUCAUGGUGUGAGCAUUAGUAUUCAGAGUUCGAAUCCCUAUUCAGCUGUGGGUGAGUCACACUCUCUCAGCCUCAGAGGGAGGCAAAACGAUGACAAUAUUCCCCUGAAUAAAUCUUGAAAUUCA